AUUUGUUACAAUUUUCCAUCUCGAUAUAUAACAAAUUUAAAACAAUAAAGUGAAAUGAAUAAGAACAUUCCACGGGUCAAGACAUCAAAUAUACCUAAUCGGAUCAAAUUUAUAAACGCAAUGACAACUGAAUUGAAUUCCAUCCUUAUUGUGUAUACAAGGUUUUAGAAAUUUACGGCGAAUUAAAUGUGGAUUUAGGAAAAUUAGCAGAUAAAAGAGGUCAUAAAUAGGGCCUAGAAGGAUCUAAUGGGGCCAUGUUGAACUGAUACCGGCGGCAAGAUGAGUGCGUUUGCGAUCACAAACAUUUUCCUUGUUUUCAGCUUAAUCUUGAACGGUUGCAACGGCUUUAGCCACAGGGGAUACAAACUCUAUGAAAUCACUCCAGAAUCUCUAGAAGACGCCGAGUACUUGCACGCGUUCAGCAAUGAAAAAUUCGAUUUUUGGAGGGAAGGGCAGCGACUGGGAGAACCCACCGACAUUAUGGUUGCUCCGGAGGAUCAGCAAGAGUUUGAGCAAAAGCUGGCCAAUCGCGGAAUGAAAUACCAGGUGGUAGUUGAAGAUGUCGAAAGCAUUUUGCAACAAGAAAAGUUUGAGCGCAGCAUGGCCAGAUCUGCUCUGGGGCCUGGAUCGGUCACUUUCACCAACUACAUGCUGCUGGAAGAGCAAAUGGCUUAUCUUCGACGCCUAGCCCAAGACUACCCGAACAACGUAACAGUGGAAUCCAUCGGGCAAUCGCAUGAAGGCCGCGAUAUAUUAAUAUUAAAAUUAUCCAGUGGGUCCAGCGGAACAAGUUCACCGAAACCAGCAAUUUUCAUCGACGCAGGUAUCCAUUGCAGGGAAUGGAUCGCACCGCCAGUGGCUUUAUAUGCCAUCCAACAAUUGGUGGAAAACACUGCCAAUGCCGCUCUAUACGCAAACGUUGAUUGGUACAUUGUUCCCAACUUGAAUCCAGAUGGAUACCAAUACACUACCACUGUUAAUCGUUUAUGGAGAAAAAAUCGCCGUCUAACUGACGGGGCUGAAUGUUACGGCACUGAUCUGAACAGAAACUUUGGCUACCAAUGGAUGGUAGGAGGAGCAUCAAGCAACCCUUGUUCAGAAACUUUCGCCGGCCCUUCUGAAUUUUCUGAGCCGGAAGCGCGAGCGAUGAGAGACUUUAUCUUGGACCACAAGGACAACAUUAAACUCUACGUCUCGUUCCAUAGUUUCGGUGAGCUGUUGCUCUAUCCAUGGUCCUAUGCGCCAUUGCUUCCCGAUAACACUGAAGAACUCUAUGCGGUUGGGCUGCGAUCAGUGCAAGCGAUUGAAGCAGCCAGUGUAAUCGGCUCUGAGUACACCGUUAAUAAUUCAGCUAUUGGUCUCUAUGUAGCUGCCGGUGUUACCACUGAUUGGGUCAAGGCAGAGGCGGGAGUCGAUCUCAGCUACAUCUUCGAAUUACCCAACGGAGAUGCUCCCUGGUGGUUCAUGCUUCCUGCCCGACAAAUUCGCCCAGUAGUUGAAGAAACGUGGGCUGGCAUUAGAGCAUUGUACGAAUAUGUAGAAGAAAAGUUUGUUGCCGGCAUAACAACCACGACUUCAACCACAACGACCACAGUUUCUUCGGUAGAUGAGCCUGAAAGUAGUACUUCGUCUGCAAGCACCUCGUCAACUGAAGGUACUUCUUCCACUUCUCCUACGACUACUUCUACCACAACAACAACUACUGGCAUACUGCGCGAGCUAGAUCUAAGUGAGGAUUCCUUUGUAAGCGACGUACUGAGGAGCUUCCCAGUGUAACUGUUUUUAAGAUACCAUGGAUGAUAUUGUUUGAGUGUCUUUUCAGGCUUGAAAUAAACGUAAAUCAGUAA
Messenger RNA from Dendroctonus ponderosae (mountain pine beetle), 1847 nucleotides. Its product is annotated as carboxypeptidase B-like. The record is from RefSeq and is a predicted model, not a curated record. Lineage: Eukaryota; Metazoa; Arthropoda; Insecta; Coleoptera; Curculionidae. Gene Ontology annotation, biological process: proteolysis. The transcript has 8 exons. Bases 280 to 1776 code for a protein of 498 amino acids. Gene Ontology annotation, molecular function: metallocarboxypeptidase activity; zinc ion binding.